Molecule: messenger RNA, 1542 nt
Organism: Hippocampus zosterae (dwarf seahorse)
Lineage: Eukaryota; Metazoa; Chordata; Actinopteri; Syngnathiformes; Syngnathidae
Gene: rpf1
Product: ribosome production factor 1 homolog
Exons: 9
Coding region: 89-1144 (351 amino acids)
Biological process (GO): maturation of 5.8S rRNA; maturation of LSU-rRNA
Cellular component (GO): preribosome, large subunit precursor; nucleolus
Molecular function (GO): rRNA primary transcript binding
Source: RefSeq, a predicted model, not a curated record
UGUGAACCGGAAAUGAAGAACGGAAGCAGCAAGAGCCACGCACGUGAAGUAGGACACUCGUCGUCUUCAUAAACACUGCUGGAAGAGGAUGGAUAUCGCCGAAGUUCCCGUGACGCAGAAAGGUAAAGGCAAGAAAAAGAAGAAUAAAAGUGAUAAGACAAAGACCACAGAACAAUCAGCCAAGAUGGAAACCGACGUGGAGGUGAAAGAAGAGAAAACAGAGGAGCCCGUCAGUUUCCCUCCGGCGUUCAGCUUAUCAGACAUCAAGAAUAAACAGCGACGACACUUAAUGUUUUUGAAACUAAAGCAGGAUAAAAGAAAGCAAAAAAUGGAGCUCAAGAAAAAGAGGAAAAGACAAGAAAAAAUAUUGGGUAGCAAGGCCCCACCUAAGCAAGUUCCGAAGACGAUAGAAAACCAGCGAGUACAUGACGAAACGACAGUUGAUCCGGAAGAUGAAGAGGUUGCGUUCGAUGAGGCAACAGAUGAAUUUUCUGCCUACUUCAACGGGCUGACGAACCCCAAAGUGCUUAUCACAACGUCGGACAGACCCAGGGGGAGGACGGUGAAGUUCUGCAGACAGUUGGCCACUGUGAUCCCAAACGCUCACGUCUACUAUAGAAGAGGCUUGGCCCUCAAGAGGAUCAUUCCCCAAUGUGUCGCCAGAGACUUCACUUACCUCAUCGUCAUCAACGAGGACCGCAAAGUGCCAAAUGGCUUGGUUCUUUGUCACCUGCCUGAAGGGCCCACUGCACACUUCAAGGUCAGCAGUGUUCGACUACGGAAGGAGAUGAAGCGACGAGGUAAGGAGCCAACAGAGCACACCCCUGAGGUGAUUUUGAACAACUUCACCACACGUUUGGGCCACAGCAUUGGCCGGAUGUUUGCUGCUCUUUUCCCUCAAAACCCCCAGUUUGUGGGUCGGCAAGUGGCCACCUUCCACAACCAGAGAGACUUCAUCUUUUUCCGAUUUCACAGAUACAUCUUCAAGAAUGAGAAGAAGGCCGGCAUUCAGGAAUUGGGUCCUCGUUUUACUCUGAAACUUCGCUCUCUGCAGAAAGGCACCUUUGAUUCGAAGUUUGGCGAGUAUGAGUGGGUCCUCAAGCGCCAUGAAAUGGAUGCCUGCAGGCGUAAAUUUCAACUGUGAAGGGAAAAUCAUCUCUCCUGUAAUUAUGCAAACACCCUUGUUAAUCCCACAGUUUGCGGUUUCAUUCAAAAUGACUAUACUGUAUUGUGCUUAUUGUGGAUCUUGAGACUUUGUAUCAGUUCGUCUAGUUCACAAACCCAGUACAGAAAAAAACAGAUUUUGUUGUUUGUGCUUUUAAACACACAACAAGGUGUGAUGAUAUUUUACAAAUGUUCAGACCCUUUUGAAAAGGCGUAUUACAUUACAUUGGGUCAUUUCCCUCGUGAUUAAUAAAGUAUGUAUCUGUCUUGUGUAUUACAAAUGUUUAUAACUCCUUUGUGAGACAGCACGUGCUGCUGUUGUAUACUGUACAUUUGUUAGACUCACAUGAACAAUCAUAAAUACAGAUUUGGAGAUAA